Erinaceus europaeus (western European hedgehog) is the source of this 1496-nucleotide messenger RNA. It is a transcript of the gene NIPA1, whose product is annotated as NIPA magnesium transporter 1. Gene Ontology annotation, biological process: magnesium ion transport. Gene Ontology annotation, cellular component: membrane. The coding region runs from base 46 to 1020 and encodes 324 amino acids. The transcript has 5 exons. Lineage: Eukaryota; Metazoa; Chordata; Mammalia; Eulipotyphla; Erinaceidae. The record is from RefSeq and is a predicted model, not a curated record. Gene Ontology annotation, molecular function: magnesium ion transmembrane transporter activity.
GGGCGGGCGCGGUGCGCAGGCGCGGAGGGCGGCGGCGCGGGCGGAAUGGGGACUGCAGCGGGGGCAGCGGCGGCGGCCGGGGAGGGGGCGCGCAGCCCGAGCCCGGCUGCAGUGUCGCUCGGCCUGGGCGUGGCUGUGGUGUCCAGCCUGGUGAACGGAUCCACGUUUGUGCUGCAGAAGAAGGGCAUCGUGCGCGCCAAGCGGCGAGGUACUUCCUAUUUGACAGACAUUGUGUGGUGGGCAGGCACAAUUGCAAUGGCUGUUGGCCAGAUUGGGAACUUCCUGGCUUACACUGCGGUCCCCACAGUCCUGGUGACUCCCCUGGGUGCCCUCGGAGUGCCAUUUGGGUCUAUUUUAGCUUCUUACCUUCUGAAGGAGAAACUCAACAUCUUGGGCAAGUUGGGGUGUCUGCUAAGUUGUGCAGGUUCUGUCGUGCUGAUUAUCCACUCCCCCAAAUCAGAGAGUGUGACAACUCAGGCCGAGCUGGAAGAGAAACUGACCAAUCCAGUGUUUGUGGGCUAUCUGUGCAUCGUGCUUCUCAUGCUGCUGCUGCUCAUCUUCUGGAUCGCACCAGCUCACGGACCCACCAACAUCAUGGUCUACAUUAGCAUCUGCUCCUUGCUGGGCAGUUUUACCGUGCCUUCCACCAAGGGCAUUGGACUGGCAGCCCAAGACAUCUUCCACAACAACCCGUCCAGUCAGCGCGCCCUCUGCCUGUGCCUGGUGCUCCUGGCCGUGCUCGGCUGCAGCAUCAUCAUCCAGUUCAGGUAUAUCAACAAGGCGCUCGAGUGCUUCGACUCCUCCGUGUUUGGGGCCAUCUACUACGUCGUGUUCACCACGCUGGUUCUGCUGGCCUCCGCCAUCCUCUUCCGGGAAUGGAGCAAUGUGGGGCUGGUGGACUUCUUGGGGAUGGCCUGUGGGUUCACCACCGUCUCUGUUGGGAUUGUCCUUAUACAGGUGUUCAAAGAAUUCAAUUUCAACCUUGGGGAAAUGAACAAAUCAAAUAUGAAAACAGACUAAGAUGUAAUGGGAGGAAUUGGGUGGCAGGAAAAAUGGAUGUGGUGUCUGGUCCUAAUUUGAUGUGAAGUAGAAGAGCCCCUGAACCUGGUAUUAGUAUUAGUGGGAGAGGGGGAAUUGCCCAGCACCAGGGUGGGGGCCCAGCCCCUGCUGCAGUCUGACAUUACUAAAUGGUUGCUUGGCGCCAUCUCUCUCUGAUGAGUGGUAUCUCAUGUUCCUUUAAUCUGAAAGUUUUCAUGAAUCCUCUUUACUUUUUAAACAUUUUAACACUGAAAUAGAAAAUAGAGACUCUUUCUGGUGAGUCUUCACAGGGAAGCAGGUUACUUUGGAAAUAGGAAGAUCAUGUUGAAAUUUGACUAUAUAGUAAAUGUUUAUGUAGUCAUGUUAUUUUGCAUUAAGCAUGUGUAACAUUCAGGUACCACAUUCAAAUAAGAGAUAUAUACAUUUGAUUAUUUUUAAUCCUAUAACAUCCCAUUGUA